Molecule: messenger RNA, 1291 nt
Organism: Paralichthys olivaceus (Japanese flounder)
Lineage: Eukaryota; Metazoa; Chordata; Actinopteri; Pleuronectiformes; Paralichthyidae
Source: RefSeq, a predicted model, not a curated record
AGGGCCGAGAGUCGCUGGGAGAAAUCCACAGUCUAAGCCGGUGUUUUAUUUAAUAUCCCAAGUCUGGCAGAAAAACAUACAGGCUUCCUCCUGAGAACACGACAGGAGCUUCAUCGCAGAGAUGCAGCUGUUUGUGAAACAGCUGGGCAGAAGAAUCACGGCUCGAGAACACGGUUCCAACAAGAAGCUGGCGGCUCAGUCUUGCGCUCUGUCUCUGAUCCGACAGCUGUAUCAUCUGGGCGUCGUGGAGGUGUACUCCGGAGUCACCAAAAAGAAGGAAGGAGAAAAUUUGGCACCGUAUGACGUCAAUGUGUCUCCAGAACUUCAGCAGCAGCUGGCCAGUGUGGUCCAGGAGCUCGGAGUCCACAUCCCGCCGCCACCUGCAGACCCCAGCUGCCCCGUGUCUCUGGUUCAGGGGAAGAUGGCGACGUUCGAGCCGUCGCAGCGGCAGAGCGGAGCCGGUGUUGUUCCCUGGUCGCCGCCUCAGGUCAACUGGAACCCCUGGACCAGCAGCAACAUCGACGAAGGACCGCUGGCAUUUUGCACCCCGGAGCAGAUCAGUGGCGAGCUGCACGACGAGCUGAUGUACCAACUGAAACAGGACGAGAACCUGCACCAGAUCCUGCUGGAGCGCGUGCAACUGCCCGUCAAACAGUUUGAGAAGGAGAUCAUGGACGCCAUCGACGACAACCCCGUGGUGAUCAUCAGAGGAGCGACAGGCUGCGGGAAAACCACUCAGGUUCCUCAGUACAUCCUGGACCGCUUCAUCAAGGGAGCCCGAGCCUCCGACUGCAACAUCGUGGUCACUCAGCCCAGACGAAUCAGCGCCGUGUCUGUGGCGGAGAGAGUCGCCUUUGAGCGAGGGGAGGAUCUCGGGAAGAGCUGCGGCUACAGUGUCCGCUUCGAGUCCGUCCUCCCCCGACCCCACGCAAGUGUCCUCUUCUGCACCGUUGGCGUUCUGCUGCGGAAGCUUGAAGCUGGAAUCAGAGGCAUCAGUCACGUGAUCGUUGAUGAGAUCCACGAGCGAGACAUUAACACGGACUUCCUGUUGGUGGUCCUCAGAGACGUGGUCCAGGCCUACCCACAGGUCCGUGUCAUCCUCAUGUCGGCCACCAUCGACACCACCAUGUUCAGAGAGUACUUCUUCAACUGUCCCAUCAUCGAGGUGUUCGGACGAACUUUCCCUGUUCAAGAGUAUUUCCUGGAAGAUUGUAUCCAGAUGACGAACUUCGUUCCUCCACCGAUGGACAGAAAGAAGAAAGAUAAAGACGAAGAGGGAGGAGACGAGGAU